Molecule: messenger RNA, 2163 nt
Organism: Zygotorulaspora mrakii
Lineage: Eukaryota; Fungi; Ascomycota; Saccharomycetes; Saccharomycetales; Saccharomycetaceae
Gene: SEC27
Product: coatomer subunit beta'
Exons: 1
Coding region: 1-2163 (720 amino acids)
Biological process (GO): endoplasmic reticulum to Golgi vesicle-mediated transport; intra-Golgi vesicle-mediated transport; retrograde vesicle-mediated transport, Golgi to endoplasmic reticulum
Cellular component (GO): COPI vesicle coat
Molecular function (GO): structural molecule activity; protein binding
Source: RefSeq, a predicted model, not a curated record
AUGAGUGUAGCAUUUAACCCAAAGGACCCAAGUACUUUUGCAUCCGCUUGUUUAGACUGUACCGUCAAAGUCUGGUCGUUAGGUCAACCAACUCCAAACUUUACAUUAUCAACAGGUCAGGAAAGAGGGGUGAAUUACGUCGACUAUUAUCCAUUACCAGAUAAACCAUACAUCAUAACAUCAUCUGAUGACUUGACUAUAAAAGUGUGGGACUACCAGACAAAAUCAUGUGUUGCCACUUUAGAAGGGCACAUGUCAAACGUUUCCUACGCAGUUUUCCAUCCGACGUUGCCUAUCAUAAUUUCCGGCUCAGAAGAUGGUACCUUAAAAAUUUGGAACUCUUCAACCUAUAAAUUAGAGAAGACUUUAAACUUAGGUCUCGAGAGAAGCUGGUGCAUUGCGACCCAUCCAACCGGUAAAAAGAAUUAUAUUGCCGCGGGGUUUGAUAACGGAUUCACCGUUCUUGCGUUGGGAAACGACGUUCCAACGUUAUCACUUGAUCCUGUUGGAAAACUUGUUUGGUCUGGUGGAAAAAAUGCAGCAGCUUCUGAUAUUUUCACAGCCGUAAUAAGAGGCAAUGAACAAGUUGAAGAGAACGAGCCUAUCGCUUUACAGGCGAAGGAAUUGGGGUCAGUAGAUGUUUUCCCUCAAAACUUGACCCAUUCGCUAAAUGGUAGAUUUGUUGCUGUUGUAGGCGACGGAGAGUAUGUGAUUUACACAGCGUUAGCGUGGAGAAACAAAUCGUUUGGUAAAUGUCAUGAUUUUGCGUGGGGUCCGGAUUCAAGCAGUUUUGCUAUAAUUGAUGAAACAGGCCAAGUUCAUUACUACAAAAAUUUCAAAGAGGUUACCUCGUGGUCUAUACCUUUAACUUACGGUAUAGAAAAAAUAUAUCCCGGUGCUUUGCUUGGUGCCAAAGCAGAUGGAUUUGCCUAUUUCUUUGAUUGGGAGACCGGUAAUUUGGUUAGACGUAUUGAUGUCAAUGCUAAGGAUAUUAUUUGGUCCGACAAUGGAGAAUUACUGAUGAUCAUUAAUACCGAAAAAGAUGGAAACGAGGAAGCCAGCGCUUAUUCCUUAUUUUUCAAUAGAGCAUUGUAUGAUGAAGCAGCUUCAGAAGGAAAUGUCGAUGAAGAAGAGGGCGUUGAAGAUGCAUUCGAUGUUCUUCAUGAAAUUAACGAAUCGAUCACUUCAGGUAAGUGGGUUGGUGAUGUGUUCAUAUUCACCACAUCUACAAACAGAUUAAAUUAUGUUGUUGGUGAAAAAACAUACAACUUAACUCACUUUUCUAAAGAGAUGUACCUCUUAGGCUAUCUAGCAAGAGAUAACAAGGUUUAUCUUGCGGAUAGAGAUAUCCAUAUUUACGGCUAUGAGAUAUCUUUAGAUGUCCUGGAAUUUCAAACCUUAACCUUGAGAGAUGAAUUGCCUGAAGCCAUGGAAUCUAUUUUACCAAAUAUCGAAAGCCAAGAAGCUUUGUUAAAGAUUGCUAGAUUUUUGGAAGGCCAGGGGUAUUACGAGGAAGCAUUAAAUGUUUCACCAGACAAGGAACAAAAAUUCGAUUUGUCUUUGAAGCUCGGCCAGCUUUCUCUUGCUCAGGAGCUUUUAUCAGAUGAGGACAGUGAUCUAAAAUGGAGAUCUCUCGGUGACGCCUCUCUAGAGAAGUUCAAUUUUAAGCUUGCUAUUGAGGCUUACACCAAAUCUCAUGAUUACGAGUCAUUGUUCUUAUUAUUUUCUUCGUUCAACGAUAAAAAAGGUUUACUGUCGACCGCCAAAGAUGCAGAGAGUCACGGAAAAUAUAAUCUGGCGUUUAAGGCAUUUUGGGUAGCAGGUGAUAUCGACAACACUCAAAGAUUGCUUGUGAAAAGUGAAAGGUUUUCUGAGGCGGCCAUCUUUGCGGCAACAUAUGGAAUAAAAUCGGAUGAUGUAGUUGAAAAAUGGAAAGAUAGCCUUGUUUCCCAGGGCAAGAAAUCUAUUGCGGAUAGAAUCAGCGUUUUUGAGAAUGAUAAUUCCAGGACAGAGGCUACCUUGAUUGAUUUUGAACCCAACGUAAAUGGAGAGGCAGAAGAGGCAUUUGAGGAAUCUAGCGAAGUAAUAGGAGAAGACGAAAAUCAUUCGGAAGUUCCAGAAACCAGUCAGGUUAACGGGUCUGAAGGAGCUGAAGCACAGUAG